AUGGAAUUAAAUCUUAAAGUAAAUGCUUUCUUUGCUAUACUGUUUAUCUUUUCAUAUGUUGAACAGAACAAUUGUGCGUCAAUAAAUGACACAAAUAUUUUACUGCGUGACCUUUUGGAAGUUUACAAUAAAAAUGUGAGGCCAGUGGCAAAUCAGCAAAACGCUGUCCAUGUAAAUACUACCCUCUUAAUUGUUUCUAUACAAGAACUUGAUGAGAUUCGUGGAAUAUUUUCAGUCAUGGGAGUUUUUACGAUGGUAUGGCACGAUGCAAACAUGGUUUGGAAUCCUGAAACAUAUGGUGGGGUAGAGAAUGUGAUGACGUCAUAUAAAGAAGUUUGGGUACCUGAACUUAUUCUCGUAAACCCUGCAGCAGAAGCAGAUACUCUUGGCAAGAAAUGGCAAAGAGUUUCUUUUCAUCACACCGGAUAUGCGUCAUGGUGGCCCGGGAACCUGAUUAAAAGUACUUGUGCUUUGGAUGUGUCUCGUUACCCAUUUGAUACCCAAGAAUGCAUCAUAUCGUUUUCUGCUUGGGGAUACUUUGCUGAGCAGGUAAAAAUUAAUCCCGCAAGGGAUCGAGUCGAUUUAAGCUAUUACACUGAAAGUUCAACGUGGAAACUUGCUAAAUCGGAAGCAAAAGUCUUACCCGGAGGGAUGCAAAUAAAUUUCCAUGUCUAUCUCGAGAGAAAAGCCGGUUUUGUGGUUGUUAAUAUAGUUCUUCCCCUUACCUUCCUAAGCUUGCUAAACGCAUUCGUGUUUCUACUUUUACCAGAAUCUGGAGAGAGAAUUUCUUACUGUAUCACCGUUUUGUUAUCUAUAACCGUAUUCUUGACAAUUGUGAGUGAGACCCUCCCAAAGAGCUCUGAACCAGUACCAAUUAUCUCGUACAAACUGAUGUUUGACAUGGUGAUCAGCUCCGUUAUUACUCUGGUUACAAUAUUAAACCUGCGAUUAUACAACAGAAAGGAAAGAGAAAAUGUUCCGCACUGGUUGCAAUCCAUGUAUCGAUUCCUAGCGCGUAAGCGAUCCAAGUCCAAAGUUAGUCCUAUCAAAGACAAGGGUAAAGGAAAGAAAAGCGAAAUAAAUCAGUCCAAUGCCGGAAAUGGAAAUACAUGUAUGAAACGGAAAGAACUAGAAAAAGAGGAUUCAAAACACACAUCAGACGUGCAUAUCUCUAGAAAACAGCCGCUUGCGUUGACUGACUUGGAAGAGGUUCCAAAUGAAAGAAUUGACAAACAGCUGGUUACAAUGACUUCAGAAGCGGACGAAAAUGGCGAUACCCAGAUGCAGUGUACUUACAUGUUACAUAUAUUGUACUACUCCUUGCAGUAA
Molecule: messenger RNA, 1329 nt
Organism: Mercenaria mercenaria
Lineage: Eukaryota; Metazoa; Mollusca; Bivalvia; Venerida; Veneridae
Product: acetylcholine receptor subunit alpha-like
Exons: 2
Coding region: 1-1329 (442 amino acids)
Biological process (GO): nervous system process; regulation of membrane potential; signal transduction
Cellular component (GO): synapse; membrane; neuron projection
Molecular function (GO): neurotransmitter receptor activity; transmembrane signaling receptor activity; extracellular ligand-gated monoatomic ion channel activity
Source: RefSeq, a predicted model, not a curated record